GAUUUAAUAAGUAAUAGUUGUAGUUGAUUUGAAAAUAUAUCAGUGACCAGUUAUUUUUAUGCAGCUGAACGCCCUGUAAACAGACUUCAUAUCGAUUGGUCAUUGAAAUGCUCAGCAGAAGUGGACGCUGGAGUCCAGACAAAGGACCGAACCUGACCCGCCACCGCACAAAGACCUGGUCUGGUGUAACCAGUUUUCACUCACACAAGUCCACCUGCGACCACACAGUCGCCUCUCUGUAAUUAUGGGCUGUCGGAGGCAAAAGUGUAAACAGUCCUUAAUUCCUCCGUGUCUGUCCUCUUUCCAACUGGAGCUUUAUUUUUUCCCUCUACUCUCAUUUCUGUGCCUAAAAUCAGGUUAGCGUUUUAUAAGGAGCUUAGCGCAGAGGGCCUCAGUGUGCCACUAAUGUAAUAGUCUCACAUCUCUCUCUCUCUCUCUCUCUAUUCCACUCCCCCUUUCUCACUCCCGCGCCACUCUCCUCUUCUCGUCUCGGUCAUUCGCUCACCCCCUCAUGGCGUGACCUUCUCUGGUUCUCCUCGCUGCCUCAUCUUCUCUCACCCUUGUCUGCAGAUGUGGGCUCCACAGCGUCUGGAGCUUUAGGGAAGGAGACCAGAGGAAAAGGAGGCCACAAAGAAAGACGGCAAAGACAAGUCCAGAAUGGCCUCUCUGAAAACCCGACUCCUCUGGAGGAGCGAGAGAGCGAAUGAGGAAUCCAAUCGCAAACUCAGCCAGUCGGCCAGUGACAUCACCGCCAGAAAAGAGUUGGACCUGGAGGAAGACUUGUGCUCCCAGGGCAUCAUGGGAUCCAGGGCGCUGUCUCACGACAGCAUCUUUCUGGCUGAUGAGGACUCAUCCGAUGAAGAUCCGGUUUUGUCCCAGGAGAAUGUCCACAGCAAAAUAAAGGCACUGCAGAUGAAGCUUCAGCAGCAGAAGCUGCAUUUCGGCCCACCUCCACUGGUGGUGCCGGUGAGACGCCCUGAAGACUCCAGAAGCAGAUCAGAAGAGACAAGACUCUCUCACAGUCCACCCAGAGCAUCAGCGAUGGACAUUCAGGCGUCACCCGCCAAGAGCUGGUCUCCAGUCCGUCCUCUCUCACCCAUCUACAAACCAGCGUCCAUCAGAAGCCUGCCUCCCUCGCCAUCCAAGCCUCUUCCCGCCGUGUCCCGCUCGACCUCCGCUGCAGAUGCUGGCCUGGACCUGAGCUCUCCACCGCAGACCUCUCAAUGUCUGGACACCUCUGCAGCUCGACACCGGAUAUCAGUGAAGCCCAGGAACCAGAGAGCCAGCACCCAGAGGAGACGGCCAACUCCUGACUCUCAGUCCUCUUUAGAAUCAGUGAACAAUGUGAGCAUCCUGCCGAAGUUGCGUACGGAUGAAGCUGCACCAGUGGAGGACCACCCUGUUGCUGCGUAUAUCAAACCAGCUGAGGCAGAGUUUCCUGUGCAGCCAAAGGUUCCUGACAUAUCUAGUAGCAGCGUGUUUCAGAAGGACCAUGGUGUUUCAGGGAGAACGUUUUCAUCCAUCUCUGCGCUCAGAGUGAAGCCUCAUGGGGACGGAACCGUCGCAGGACGACCACAUUCCUCUUUCAUAUCGUCGGAGAUGAUUCGGGAUUUGGAAAAACUACACGAUGACAGGCGGAAAACCCAAUACAAGCCUGAGGCGUCUGAUACAAAGUUCACCUCCCUCGAGCAGCUCUCCUCUGGUACCAGUCCAGGAUCGGGUCAUGACAGCCUGCUGAUCCAGGGGGCAGCAGAGAGCAGAGGACUACAGCGAAACUUUGCAGGUUCCUUUCACUUCUCCACCACCAGAAGUGCAGAAAGACCCAGGUCUGGCAGUUUUGUCGGAGUGUUUGCACCCACCGGAGCGAGGCAGAAGACGGAUGAGACAGAGCAACAAAUGAGGGACAAUGAUAAUCGGAAAGACUUCAACGCCAGAGUGGGUCGAAUCAGAGCCGAGGAAACUCAGCGCCGAGCCGUUGACAUGCUCUGGGAGAGAACAGAUAGCCUGAAGAACGUGGAACCAGGGACAGGUACUAAAAAGCCGACCACGGAUGCCGUCGGUUCACAGGUUCAGGAGCACAAGAGGAACCAGGAAAAGAUGGAGAGGACGUCAGAGGAGCACCAGGAUGGGGAAGGAAGGAAUGUGUUUGGGUUCAAGCUGCGUUCAACAAAUCAGUCGGUAAGACUCUGGUCCAACCUGUCCUCCCACCAAACAUCUGAGGAGGAAAGUCGAGAGGCGACAAAACAAGGCGAGAAAGAGCCAACUGAGUUGAAGCGAGCGCCCAGCUUCAGCGACAUCACAGAUGCGCCCCUCUAUGGCAUCGUCUCAGCAGCCAAGCAUCCGCCUGCAGCAGCUGCCCCGCCUCCUUUGAUGCCCUCAGCAGCCAAAGAAGCUAGCGUGGUAGCGUACCAGGACCAGCCCCCUCAGCCCGCCGCUCCUGAGGCUUCCUGGAUGAGUCUUGCCAUGGAGAAGACCAGGAGUCUCCAGCAGCUGUUCACCAGCAGAUUCCCCCGAGACAAUGUCUCAAACCAGCCUUCGCCAGAGACUAUUCUGAGUGUAGGUCAACCCCAGAAGAUGUCACACAUGGGUCCAUCAAAAACCUCCAAAGAUCCCCCCUUCCAAACAAGGACAUCACAGUCACCCCCUGAGGACCUGUGUUGGACAUCCGCGGCUCAUUCUGUCCCCCAACCGUCCCACUUUUCUCAGGGGAGUUACUCCUGGUCUCCUCCCAAGUCCUUUCCUUCAGUACAGCAGCAAACCGCAUGGACCAGUGGACCAAACUCAGGCAGUCCCUUUAAAUCCACGACUUUGCUUGUAGCUAAAGUGUCCAGCUCCACACCAGCCACCUCUGCGGUGUCAUGGGACCUCCCGCCCCCAGUGUACGACAGAGAAGCUACGUCAUUCCAGGGGAGAGCGCUGGGCAGGACUGGUUCCGUGAGCGAGAGGGCGGCCUUCUUGGAGAGGACGGUGGAGAGGACGGUGGAGAGGACGUCGUCCGUGUACACGAAAGGGGUUGAACCCAAAAGAGCGCCACCGUCCGAUGAACCGCUGGUGUCAUUCAAAAGAAUCCAAAUCAUCGAGUCAAAGCCAGAGGAGAGGCUGCACGCAGAGUCAAGCCCCAGCAGAGUCCCGGGCAGGCCUCGUGAGGAGAAGUGGCUGCGUAAGAGCUCAGCGUCGGCCUCCCUGCCCUCAGCCCCAGAGAGCGGCCAGCCCUCCUGGAUGGAGCUGGCCAAGAGGAAGUCAAUGGCCUGGAGCGACAAGAGCAUGGACUGACAGUUCAAACACAAUUCACCAGGUUACUGGACGUGGGGUCAUGAGUGUGCGGUCAUUUCAAUUGAAAAAAAAACACUUCAAAAUAUAUAUUUUAUGAAUGUAUAAUGCAAUUUAGAAUUUUCCAUUCGUUUGGAUUUGAAAUAAAAAUGCC
This is a messenger RNA of Synchiropus splendidus (mandarinfish), 3424 nucleotides long. It is a transcript of the gene cracdla, whose product is annotated as cracd like a. Lineage: Eukaryota; Metazoa; Chordata; Actinopteri; Syngnathiformes; Callionymidae. The transcript has 9 exons. The record is from RefSeq and is a predicted model, not a curated record. The coding region runs from base 658 to 3273 and encodes 871 amino acids.